Labrus mixtus (cuckoo wrasse) is the source of this 1824-nucleotide messenger RNA. It is a transcript of the gene cbx7a, whose product is annotated as chromobox homolog 7a. Gene Ontology annotation, cellular component: PRC1 complex. Gene Ontology annotation, biological process: negative regulation of transcription by RNA polymerase II. The record is from RefSeq and is a predicted model, not a curated record. The coding region runs from base 300 to 1301 and encodes 333 amino acids. Lineage: Eukaryota; Metazoa; Chordata; Actinopteri; Labriformes; Labridae. The transcript is spliced from 6 exons.
UGCACUAUGCUCUAAUUUGCGUGCGCGGCCUCGUCAGUGCGGGCACGUUCAUUGGGGGCUUGGUCCUACGUAAUGGAAAGGGGGCGCGCCCGCGAUCCUGUGUUGAUGUGUCGCAGAUUCAAAAAGUGAGAGAGGGAGGAGAGAGAGUUCAGAGAGAGAGAGAGAGAGACACUCCUCUUCAUCACUCAUAGCUCUCUGUGCUAACAGAGUGUGAUAACUAACUGGUCUAACUGGUCUAACUGGUUUAACUGGUCUGGUUACUCCUCUUCAUCACUCUCUCUCUGGAGCGCGUGGAGGAGAUGGAGCUGUCAUCGAUAGGUGACCAGGUGUUCGCUGUGGAGUCCAUCACCAAGAAGAGAGUGAGGAAGGGUAAUGUGGAGUAUCUCCUGAAGUGGCAGGGUUGGUCCCCAAAGUACAGUACCUGGGAACCAGAGGAUAAUAUUUUGGACCCACGCCUCGUCCUGGCCUACGAGGAGAAUCAGGAGAAGAUCAGAGCUCUGGCCUAUCGGAGGAAAGGUCUCAGACCGAGGAGGCUCGUCCUGCGGAACAUCUUCGCAAUGGACCUCCGCAGCACCCACAAGGUGGCGGAGAAGCCCCCUCCCCGCCUGCGCCUCUCCCUCACUCGCUCCAUGAGCACAGACGUGGACCAGGGCGAGCGAGGGGGCGUGUACCGCCGGUAUACCUGGGGGAAGACAAAGCACAGGGUGUCCAGGAGGACCAUCCGACCACCAGAGAAGAAGAAGGAGGACGAGUGGAGCAGCGAGGAAGAGGAGCGUGACGGCGUGACGGACGACAGGCAUGAAGGCAGCCUGUACGCUCCGUCCGUGUGCAGCUCGCCGCCCCUGCUGGAGCGACAGGACGUGGAGCUGGAGGUGAUGGAGGAGGAGGCGGAGCACCUGGGAGGUGGAGGCAAAGAGGCGUGGACUGACCGAGAAGAAAUGACAAAGAUGCAAACAUUUGAGUGCGACCAACCAGAGGUCAGUGUCUGUGUGCCGGAGGAGGAGCCAGAAGAUGCUGUUACCGGGGAUGAUGAGUCAUUCUGGGGCGGAGUUGAGGAGGAGGUGGAGGCGGAGUCAGAGUGUCCCACAUUGGACAGAAACGACAACACGACCUCGAUAACGGCGAGCAUGACAGCCGAGGAGAGAGAGGAAGAUGUUACCAGGGCAACACCAGGCAUUGAGGCUCCUCCCACAGCUGCAGAGCAUGCUGGGAAGGUGAUCGUGACAAAAGUGACAAUCGACUCGCUCACAGUGACUUUCAAAGAAGCGACGGUGGCCGAAGGUUUCUUUAAGAAGUACUAAACGAUCGUCUGUAGAUUUUAUACGCUCAAUAAUCUCAUAUGUCAAAUAGUUUACAAACGUGCCCCGGCGUCCUGCGGCGUCCCAUGGCGUUCAAUGAAGGCGUUGUUGCCUUUGAAUACAACGAGUGCUUCUAAAUCUCGCUGGCUCAUUUCUCAGGCGAUAAAAAGCCUGGGGACCAAACUUUCUCACGUCUACUUCCAUGCAGUUCUCGGGACGCUCAGGCGCCCCCCCUUUCCUAAAGUUAGUCCUUACUGCACUUCCACGGCGCUCGCUGCAUGCCCGUCAGUCUCCACAGAGCGGUAGAGGCGGUUAUUUCUGUCACAAAGGGAUCUAGACAGAAAGAAAGCUUCACAGGGUUUCGUUUGGUUUUUAGUAUAAUCUGCUUCCUGGUUCUAUUUUUGUAUUUCCAGCUGACGCUGUUUUUACUCACGCUGCUCUGUAAGCUUUUUAUUUAUGGCAUGAAGUCUCAAUGUGUAAACUGUCCUUCAUUUCUAUUUCAUUUACAAUAAAUAUGUACAAAACU